Messenger RNA from Drosophila innubila, 946 nucleotides. Its product is annotated as ficolin-1-like. The transcript is spliced from 3 exons. The coding region runs from base 11 to 856 and encodes 281 amino acids. Lineage: Eukaryota; Metazoa; Arthropoda; Insecta; Diptera; Drosophilidae. The record is from RefSeq and is a predicted model, not a curated record.
GGACGCAAAGAUGUUUCAAAAUUUUAUAAUCGCAAUCUUUAUAAUAAAUACGUGUAAUAUUCAUUGUGAAUGUACGCACGUAUCGGAGAUUAAUGAGACGAAUUGGAUAAUAUCUAUCAAUAAUCAGAUGAAUCUCUUGAGACACGAGCAGGAACGACAAGGAAAUUUACUUGAUGAAAUACUGUUAAGACUUGAUCGUUUCCAGACAGGAUCGAACAGACGAAAUUGUGCUGAAGCGGUAGGAGCUGAUGGAAAUAGUGGAGUGUAUGAGAUUCGUAUUCCCAAUUAUAGUAUGCAACCCUUUAGUGUCGCAUGUGAGGGCCAGAUUCAAGGUGGCGGCUGGACAAUCAUAUUACGACGGCUGGAUGGAAGCGAGAAUUUUUAUCGGAACUGGCGGGAUUACAGAUUGGGAUUUGGGAGCCUGAGCGGAGAGUUCUUUUUGGGCUUAGAUAAGAUUCAUGCAAUGACCGCGGAUCAAAGUCAGGAACUUCUUGUUCUGCUCGAGGACUUUGAGGGUCAAACAAAGUAUGAAAAAUAUGAAAAGUUUGCAAUUGGCGACGAACUGGAGUCGUACACACUACACACACUGGGCAAGGCUAGUGGAACUGCUGGAGAUUCCCUUACGUUUCAUCAGGGACUUAAGUUCUCCACUUUCGAUCGUGAUAACGAUCCUGAUUUAGAUAGAAAUUGUGCUGUACUUUACACCGGUGCCUGGUGGUACAAGGGUUGUCAUCUAAGCCACUUGACAGGGAAAUACAAGGACAACAUCAGUGGCAAGGGAAUCAAUUGGUAUCAAUUCAGAGGUCACGAAUAUUCAUUGAAACGAGCCGUAAUGAUGAUAAGGCCCAACAAGUGACGACGCCGGCUAAAUCUUAUCGCUGACUUAAUAUAUAUUAUGAAUAUAUAUUUAUAAAUUAUCAAAUACAUUUAACGGGCAUUACUCGCA